This is a messenger RNA of Schistocerca piceifrons (Central American locust), 1797 nucleotides long. It is a transcript of the gene FucTA, whose product is annotated as glycoprotein 3-alpha-L-fucosyltransferase A. NCBI's taxonomy places the organism in Eukaryota, Metazoa, Arthropoda, Insecta, Orthoptera, Acrididae. Bases 1 to 1083 code for a protein of 360 amino acids. Gene Ontology annotation, cellular component: membrane. Gene Ontology annotation, molecular function: alpha-(1->3)-fucosyltransferase activity. The record is from RefSeq and is a predicted model, not a curated record. The transcript has 4 exons.
AUGGCGGGCGGCUCGCGCUGGCCACAGUACGACCCGGCCAGCUCCGCGCGCCUCUGGCCGCACCAGGCGCCCGACUCGGACCGCAUCACCGAGCAGCUCAUGUUUGUCCCACCGCCCUCCGACGAGCCGCCCCGGAUACGCAAGGUGCUGGUGUACAAUGGACUGGGGUCGUGGUCACCGCUGCGCGCUGGUCGCGACGCGUUCCAACACUGCCCUGUCAGCAGCUGCACCAUCACCACCAACAAAGCUGAAGCCUCGGACGCAGACGCCAUCCUCUUCAAAGACCACUUCGUCAACCCAGGCGUCCAUCGCCCCGCCAGGCAGGUGUGGAUCCUGUACUUCUUGGAGUGCCCGUACCACACGCAGCACGUGAAGCACAACGACGUGUUCAACUGGACGGCGACGUACCGGCGCGACAGCGACAUCGUGGCGCCGUACGAGCGCUGGGCCUACUACGACGACCGCGUGCGCCAGAAACCGCAGGCCGACUUCAACUACGCCGCCAACAAGACCAAGAAGGUCGCUUGGUUCGUCUCCAACUGUGGGGCUCGCAACAAGAGGCUGCAGUACGCGCACGAGCUGCAGAAGCACAUCCAGGUCGACAUCUACGGCGCGUGCGGGACCAAGAAGUGCCCGCGCUCCAAUGCCAACAAAUGUCUCGAAAUGCUCGACAGGGACUACAAAUUCUACUUGGCAUUCGAGAACUCGAACUGUAAAGACUACAUUACGGAAAAGUUCUACGUCAAUGGACUUAUGAGGAAUGUUCUGCCUGUAGUUAUGGGAGCAAGACCUGAAGACUACGCACGAAAUGCUCCAGAGCGUUCCUACAUCCAUGUUGAUGAAUUUGCCUCCGCUAAAGAACUGGCAGCAUACUUACAUCAACUUGACACAGAUGAUGAGCUGUAUAAUUCUUAUUUUCGUUGGAAGGGCACUGGAGAGUUCAUUAACACAUACUUCUUCUGUCGUCUUUGUGCACUCCUUCAUGAUGAUUUCCCAGCCAAAGCAUAUCGUGAUAUAAAUGAGUGGUGGCGAGGUCCAGGAACUUGUACUAGUGGAUCUUGGCGAAAGGUUACUCAUGAAUAAUGAAAUUUGAGAAAAGAUGCUGAUUUAAAAGAGAAUCAGUUUCAUAUUACUAGCUGAUAACAUGUUUCCAUGUUAAGUAUUAUACCACUACAACAUGCUGCAAAAUGUGGCUGUCACCUGCAUCUUGUAAGAUAGAUAGUCAUAUCAUUCUGGAGAGAAUAAUGAUAAUUAACCUGAGAAAAUAACAUGUACAUAUUGUACAAAUAAACAGCAGACAGAGAAUGAGCUAUUUAAUGUCUAAUAGGGUUAGGUCAGCUAUGGUGAAUGAAAUGGUUUCUUAUCUAAUGUAUGUGCACCUAUAUUAUAUUCAAUUUCUUUGAAAUUUGGCUUCACAGUGAGGGUGAACAAUACAGAUUUCAUUCCAGUAUAUCAGUGCAUUCCAUUCAGUUUAAUCUCUCUUGCAGUCAAAUUAGGAGAAAGCUUCAAUAAAACACAGAAAUUUUUUUAUCCAUACUAUAAUCAUGAAAAAGAUGGUACAGCACUUUAAAAUUACACAAAAAUAAUAUUGAAGAGUAUAGGGGCAUGGAAAUGAGAAGAAAAAGUCACUCAUAACUUUAUGUCCAACAGACACACACUCUACAUGGUACAGGAUGUAUAGUGCCAUCAGUGGAACAUCAGCACAAGAGGUGCAGAGUACUGAUUAGAUGUCAAAGUACUGUUAAAAUUGGAGAUGAUUAAUAGUUGGCUUAUUGCCAAUGGCUGUCUGAGAAGGGA